Messenger RNA from Neoarthrinium moseri, 2868 nucleotides. RefSeq lists its product as uncharacterized. Lineage: Eukaryota; Fungi; Ascomycota; Sordariomycetes; Amphisphaeriales; Apiosporaceae. Bases 1 to 2868 code for a protein of 955 amino acids. The transcript has 4 exons. The record is from RefSeq and is a predicted model, not a curated record.
AUGGACUUUUGGUCGCGCAUCUUAGCCCCGUUGUCCUCGGGGGCUUCCAGCAAGGAUGCCGCCAGAGACCCGGCCCGCCGACGACAACGUUUCGAGAAGGAAUACAGCCAGCUGCUGCACAUCUGGCGAAACACGUCCAACAUAGCCCGAGAUGUCGAUGCCGCCGAGAACCUGGAGAUCAGGCUGCAAGAGCUCACCAACAUCCUCGCCGACGAAUCCCGACGACCAUUGCCUCACCCAUGUAUCGCCUUCUCGGCCGCAAAGCAGAUUUAUGUCCCCAUUGCGAAGAUAGCAACUUCGUCCUACAAUGAGUGGAUCAUCAAGGAGGCUGUCUCGUUCUUCGCAACUCUCAUCGAGAGCGAGGAAGAGGCCUUUGUGGAAAACGAUGCUUUCUCGGCCAGCUUGACGAACCUCCUGGUGCGCAUCACCGGCGCCAACAGUAUCAGGUUAGCUGCAGACACCGAGGUCCGAGUUGUCGAGCUGGCGUUCAACAUCACAACCAAGAUCAGGCUGGAGCCCCAUAUCUUGACGGCAUGGUUCAAAUCCCACCAGCACCCCGGUUCCCACGACGAGAAAUUCAAGGAUGAAAGGGAGAGGUUUGCGGGCAAGACGCAGAAGCAGGACUUCCCCUUGUUCUACCUGCUCAUGGACUACAUUCACCACGAAGGCAAAGUGGGCGACUUCGCGCGCACCGGCUUGUUGUACAUCAUCGAGUCUGCCUCCAACUCGGUCGCCUUGGAGCAGUGGAUCGUCGAAAGUGAUCUGUCGACCCUCAUGGCCACCGGCCUAGGCGCGCUAUAUAGCCAGCUGAGUCGCAAGUUGGUCAUCGACCACCCACCCCAGGAGCUCCCCCCGGUUCUGGCCCUAUCCGACUAUCAGCACCCUCUUUCUACCUUUGAGAUCGUGAGCUCCUGCUCCCCAGACUUCAAGUUACAUUUGGACACAUUUCUGGCCCAUCUUCUGUUCUGGCAAGACGUGCUUAAUCAUUGCCGGUCGACCGAAGUAAAGUCUACGCUGCUCGAGCAUUUCCAGGUCAUCUUCCUGCAGCAACUAUUAUACCCCUCGCUACUAGAGUCCUCCGACGUGGAUGGUGGAUCCUCGGUCGCGGUGUUGACUUACCUGAAGCGCAUUCUCGAGGCUCUUGACCACCCCGAUAUGAUCAAUCUCAUACUUCAUUACCUCCUAGCCUUGCCUGAUGCCGAGACGUCACUGGCCUCACACGCGGAGCCAUCCGUAAGUGCUGCGCGAAAGAGGAAGUCCAUGGACCUAGCCACCAUGAUGGCGGCCAGGGUUGAGCUGACGUUUUCUCCACUGCUCUUCAAUCUGGUGGACUUGAUCCAGUCAUGCCUGCGAUCAAAGAACCAACAGACCGUAUGCGUGACACUGCAAUUGUUGGCAGUAAUCCUUAAGAGGCAUCAUCGAUAUGCAGUCAUCACUCUACUCCAGACCGAAGCCGUUCACGGUAGCAGCAGCCACCGAACCAGUGGUGCCCACGAACAAGAGGUUGAGUUUUUGACAACACUCGCCGGGUCUAUUGGUGGUCAGGACAAUUUUGAUGAGAUUUACGACAAUAUUUUGAAAGAUACCAUGGCACGGCUAGAGGGCCACCCUUGCUCUCUGAAGCUCGUGGCACCGAAAGUAUCAGUCAACAACCAUAAGCUACCUGCCAUUCCGGAUAGCUUGCCUGGCGCACCUCGCGACGUGCCUCCCCAUACACUAAGUCCCGAGGACCCAUUGCUCAACUCGCUCCUCGAUCUUCUGAACACAUUCUUCAUCAAUCCAGUCGAGACGAAUCUCUCCUUGACGGAAACAAUUAUCGACCUUGCCGUGUGUGGGUAUAUAACUGUUGAGGGAUGGCUGCUACGCCAUCCGGUGAAGUACACAUACGACGACGAUGAUGAAUCUGUCAAUGUUCCUCUUCCCGAUCCAGCAUCGCCAUCUUUCGCGGAGGUUGAGAAGUUGCAAGCGAUGACUCGGUGCCGCCGCCGUCCACAGUGGCAGUCAUCCACACUUCCUCGGGCCCUGGUGGUUCUCGAGAAAGUAACAGAUCAAGUUGCAUCGUUCCGCAGCUCGAUUCCCCGUUUUGAGGAACUGCUACAACAGCGACGGGAAGCAUUCCAGACGGCCGACACAAUUGUGUCUAACCAACCACCUGUACGGACGGCCUCAAAGACAUCCACCCCUGCGCAAGAGCGGUCUAGCUUUGAGGAUUCGCGAGCAACAUCGCCAUCUCGUCCCGGCGGCUUGGAAGGCUUUGCGCAGCGGCUGUUGUCUGAGCUUGGCACGCCGAGUAGAUCAGCCAGCCCGCGUGGCCGCAAGGAGUCCAGUCGCCUUCCCAACGCCCCGACCGGCAUGCCAGGAACACCAAUUUCCAAGCCAAUGCCAGUCCCACCGAAGCAGUUCCCCAUGCAUCACGAAAGUCCCACCCGAAGCGGGCUCUCGCGAUCAUUCUCUCCAGGCAGCCAAGUUCAAGAUACCUUGAGCUACGGUGGAACAGAAGAUCCCGUUGCCAGCCAGAUGGCGGCAUUCGCUGCUGUGGACCAGAGUAUCCUUGCCCGGAAGGUCAAGCUGCCAGAGCAAGAAGUCGAGCCUAUUCCUCUGCGUUUUGACAAGAAGACAGACGAUGCGAAGGAACUUGAGGAGCAAGUGGCAGAAGGGGAGAUACAACCAAGGGGUGAAGUCGAAGAAACACCACAGGAAGGCAGUGAAGCGCCUGCCCCAGCUGAGACACCGACUGGGACCGGGCAAAAGGACGCAUCAGUGUCACACAUACUCACCAACGUCAUCAUCUUCCAGUCUUUUCUGUUGGAGCUAGCAGGCUUGGUUCAAGUGCGCGCUGGGAUGUUCGGCGAGGUGCGCUUCGUAUAG